AAGUGCUUGGAGUAGGGUGCAAUACAAUCUGGUUUCUUCAGGUCCCUGCUCCCUGCAUCAUGGGGAAGAACAAAUUCCUUCAUGCAAGUCUUGUUCUCCUCCUCCUGGUCCUCCUGUCCACAGAUGCCUCAGUCUCUGGAAAACCGCAGUAUAUGGUGCUGGUGCCCUCCCUGCUCCACACCGAGACCCCUGAGAAUGGCUGCCUCCUUCUGAGCCACCUGAACGAGACAGUGACUGUCAGUGCUUCCCUGGAGUCCGUCAUGGGAAACCGAACGCUCUUCGCUGACCUCGUGGUGGACAAGGACUUAUUUCGCUGUGUCUCCUUCACUGUCCCAAGAUCUUCAUCUAAUGAGGAAGUAAUGUUCCUCACCAUCCGAGUGAAAGGACCAACCCAAGAUUUCAAGAGGAGAACCACUGUGCUGAUUAAAAACGAAGAGAGUCUGGUCUUUAUGCAGACUGACAAACCCGUCUACAAACCAAGUCAGACAGUGAAGUUUCGUAUUGUCUCAUUGGAUGAAAACUUUCACCCCCUGAAUGAGUUGUUUCCACUAGUAUACCUCGAGGACCCCAAAGGAAAUCGCAUCGCACAAUGGCAGAAUAUCAAGUUAAAGAAUGGGCUCGAGCAGUUGUCCUUCCCCCUGUCAUCAGAGCCUUUUCUGGGCUCCUACAAGGUGGUGGCAGAGAAGGAGUCAAAAACAAAAAUACAGCGUGACUUCACUGUGGAGGAAUCUGUGCUUCCCAAGUUUGAAGUUAAAGUAACAAUGCCCAGGAUAAUCACUAUCUUAGAAGAAGAGGUGAAUGUGUCAGUGUGUGGCCUAUACACAUAUGGAAAGCCAGUCCCAGGACAUCUGACUGUGACCAUUUGCAGAAAGUAUAGCAACCCUUCUGACUGCUUUAAGGAAGAGUCACAGGCUCUCUGUGAGAAAUUCAGUCAACAGCUAAACAGCAAUGGCUGCUUCUCUCAGCAAGUAAGAACUAAGGUCUUCCAGAUGAAGAGACAAGGGUAUGAAAUGAAACUUCGAGUAGAAGCCAAGAUACGAGAAGAAGGAACAGAGGUAGAAUUAACUGGAGAGGGAUCCAGUGAAAUCACAACAACCAUAACCAAGCUCUCAUUUGUGAAAGUGGAUUCAAACUUUAGACGAGGGAUCCCCUUCUUUGGUCAGGUACGCUUAGAGGAUUGGAAAGGUGUCCCCAUGCCAAAUGAACUCAUCUUCAUCCAAGCAAAUGAAGCCAACCAUCAAUCAAAUGCAACCACGGAUGAGCAUGGCCUGGUGCAGUUUUCCAUCAACACCGCCAAUGUGAUAGAGAACUUCCUCAAUGUCAGAGUCAAAUACAAGGAUCAAAGUCACUGUUAUGGCUACCAGUGGCUGAAACAAGAAAACCUAGAAGCACAUCACACUGCUAAUCAUGUAUUCUCCUUAAGCAAGAGCUUUGUCCACCUUGAGCCGGUAGCUGGUGAACUGCCCUGUGGCCAAACUCAGACCAUCCAGGCACAUUAUAUUCUGAGUGAACAGGCAGUUGGGGAGCUGAAGGAGCUGGCUUUCCAUUACCUGAUAAUGGCAAAGGGAGGCAUUGUCCGGAAUGGGACUCAUAAACUGCCUGUGGAGCGGGGAGACAUGAAAGGCCAUUUUUCUGUGUCAAUUCCUGUGAAGUCAGAUAUUGCUCCCAUUGCCCGCUUGCUCAUCUAUGCCAUUUUACCUGAUGGGGAAGUAGUUGGGGAUACUGCAACAUACAAGGUUGAAAACUGUCUGGUCAACAAGGUGGAUUUGAGCUUCAGCCCAGCACGAAGUCUUCCGGCCUCGCACGCCCACCUGAGAGUCGCAGCUUCCCCUGCGUCUCUCUGCGCCCUCCGCGCCGUGGACCAAAGCGUGCUGCUCCUGAAGCCCGAGGCUGAGCUCUCCGCGUCCUCGGUGUAUGACCUGCUACCAAUAAAGGACCUCUCUGGCUUCCCAGAGAGCUUGAAUGAAGAGGAGGAAGACAACAUCUGUGUCAAGCCACACAAUGUCUAUAUUAAUGGAAUCACGUAUUCCCCAGUACCAAAUACAAAUGAAAAAGAUAUGUAUAGCUUCCUACAGGACAUGAGCUUAAAGGCAUUCACUAACUCAAAGAUUCAUAAACCCAAAGUAUGUUUACAGCCUCGAAAGUAUGAAGUACAGGAAUCCCACAUGCGAUUAGCUCCAUCAGGAGUACGACUACACCAUGCUUUGUCACAUGAUACGGUAGAUCAUUCAGAGCCUCCCACAGAAACUGUGAGACACUACUUCCCUGAGACAUGGAUCUGGGACAUUGUGGCGGUGGACAAAUCAGGUGUGGCCGAAGUAGGAGUAAUUGUCCCUGAUACCAUCACUGAGUGGAAGGCGGGGGCCUUCUGCCUGUCUGAGGACACUGGACUUGGUCUCUCUCCAACUGCCUCUCUCCAAGCCUUCCAGCCGUUCUUUGUGGAGCUCACAAUGCCCUACUCUGUGAUCCGUGGAGAGGACUUCACACUCAAGGCCACUGUCAUAAACUACCUUCCCACAUGCAUCCGGGCCAGAGUGCAGCUGGAAGCCUCUUCUGCAUUCCUAACUGAUCCACUGGAGAAAAACCAAGAUUCUCAUUGCAUCUUUGGGAAUGGGCGGCAAACCGUGUCCUGGGCAAUAACGCCGAAGACAUUAGGGAAGGUGAACUUCACCGUGAGUGCAGAGGCAAUUGAGUCUCAAGAGCUGUGUGGGACUGAGAGGGCUGUGGUGCCUGAAUUUGGAAAGAAAGACACAAUCAUCAAGCACUUGUUGGUUGAACCUGAAGGACUAGAGAAGGAAGUGACGUUCAACUACCUGUUCUGUCCAUCAGAUGCUGAGGUGUCUGAAAAAUUGUCCCUGAAACUGCCACCAAAUGUGGUAGAAGGAUCUGCCCGAGCCUCUGUCUCAGUUUUGGGAGACAUAUUAGGCUCUGCCAUGCAGAACAUACAGAAUCUCCUCCGGAUGCCCUUUGGCUGUGGAGAGCAGAAUAUGGUUCUCUUUGCGCCUAAUAUCUAUGUUCUGGAUUAUCUGAAUAAAACACAGCAGCUGACUGAGGAGACCAAGUCCAAGGCCAUUAACUACCUCAACACUGGUUACCAGAGAGAGCUAAACUACAAGCACCACGAUGGCUCCUACAGCACCUUUGGGGAGCAACGUGGCAGGAGUCAGGGCAACACCUGGCUCACGGCCUUUGUACUGAAGACCUUCGCCCAGGCUCGAGCCUACAUCUUCAUCGACGAAGCACACAUUAAGAAAGCCCUCACCUGGCUCUCCCAGAAGCAGAAGGACAAUGGCUGCUUCAGGAGCUCUGGGUCACUGAUCAACAAUGCCAUUAAGGGUGGAGUAGAAGACGAAUUGACCCUUUCUGCCUAUAUCGCCAUUGCCCUUCUGGAGAUUCCUCUCUCAGUUGCACACCCCGUUGUCAGCAGUGCCCUGUUCUGCCUGGAGUCAGCCUGGAAACAAGCAAAGGACGGAGCCCAUGGCAGCCAUGUCUACACCAAGGCUUUGUUGGCUUACGCUUUUGCCCUGGCGGACAAGCAGGACAAGAAGGGAGAAGUACUCAAGUCACUUAAUGAAGAAGCUGUGAAGGAAGAUAAUUCUGUGCACUGGACACGACCUCAGAAACCCAGGGCACCAGUGGGGCUUCUUUACCAGCCCCAGGCUCCCUCUGCGGAGGUGGAGAUGACAUCCUAUGUGCUCCUGGCUUACCUCACGGCCCAGCCUGCCCCAUCCCCAGAUGACCUGACUACUGCAUCGCACAUCGUGAAGUGGAUCAUAAAGCAACAGAAUUCCCAGGGCGGGUUCUCCUCCACCCAGGACACAGUGGUGGCUCUUCAGGCCCUGUCCAGGUACGGAGCAGCCACUUUCGCCAGAACUGAGAAAACCGCACAGGUGGUCAUUAAGGAUUCGGAGAGCUUUUCCACAGAUUUCCAAGUGAGCAACACCAACCGCCUGUUGCUAAAGCAGGUCUCAUUGCCCAAGGUGCCUGGGGAGUAUACCAUCAGUGCAUCUGGAGACAGAUGUGUGUAUAUUCAGACAUCCUUGAAAUACAAUAUUUUCCCAAAGAAGGAGGUGUUCCCCUUUGCCUUGGAGGUGCAGACUCUGCCCCAAACUUGUGAUGGACCCAAAGCCCACACCAGCUUCCAGAUCACACUGCGUGUCAGUUACACAGGGAUCCGGCCUGUCUCCAACAUGGCGAUUGUUGAUGUGAAGAUGGUAUCGGGCUUCAUUCCCCUGAAACCAACAGUGAAGACGCUUGAAAAAACUAAACAUGUGAACCGGACAGAAGUUAGCACCAACCAUGUCCUGAUUUAUCUGGAUAAGGUAACAAAUCAGACACUGAGCUUGUCCUUCAACGUUCUACAAGACGUCCAAGUAAGAGAACUAAAACCAGCCAUAGUGAAAGUCUAUGAUUACUAUGAGACAGAUGAGUUCGCAGUUGCUGAGUACAAUGCUCCUUGCAGCAAAGAUCAAGGAAAUGCCUGAGGACCAUAUGGAUGAAAACUGCUUUGCUAGAAUCCCUAUUCCACACACUCAGGAUUCCAUAGAGAAAGCGUUUUUGUGUCUCCAGAGAUUGAUGAAUAAACCCCUUUUCUGAUCAGA
Molecule: messenger RNA, 4601 nt
Organism: Choloepus didactylus (southern two-toed sloth)
Lineage: Eukaryota; Metazoa; Chordata; Mammalia; Pilosa; Megalonychidae
Product: alpha-2-macroglobulin-like
Exons: 36
Coding region: 60-4484 (1474 amino acids)
Cellular component (GO): extracellular region
Molecular function (GO): endopeptidase inhibitor activity
Source: RefSeq, a predicted model, not a curated record